This is a messenger RNA of Mucor mucedo, 2285 nucleotides long. RefSeq lists its product as uncharacterized. Gene Ontology annotation, molecular function: protein binding. The transcript is spliced from 2 exons. Lineage: Eukaryota; Fungi; Mucoromycota; Mucoromycetes; Mucorales; Mucoraceae. The annotation marks the transcript as partial. The record is from RefSeq and is a predicted model, not a curated record.
AUAAGUUACACGAUCCAAUUACUGAAAAUUGGCCAAAACUUUAUGUCGAAAAGAAAAUAAAGAUGGAUUUUGCUUUUCUAAACAUGUCGGAAUUACCAUCUGAAAUCCUAAAUAUUGUAUACAAACACUCAAGUAACAAAGAUGUUUUACAAUGUGCUCUGACCUGCAAAAGUUGGAAAGAAAGUGCAUUAACACAUUACUACAAUAGUCUGUCCAUCGACAGUAAACGAGCUUUCCAAACAAAGAAACUGCUACAAUUAGAUCCCAUCGAACGCAAUCGUUACUUUCAAUACGGCACUUUUACAAAAAAGCUUGUUGUUCAUAAGGAUUAUGGAUUUUACAUACCUAUUGAUUUAAGAGAUACAGUCGUUCACUAUACAAAGGAAGAAUGGAUUCAGCUUUUAAAAUACCUACCAAACAUACAAGUUCUGGAUUUAUUUCAGAGUAAGGGCUCCCUCAAAUAUUUGGAUUACAUCCUAAACUGUACGGAAUCCGACAAAAUAUUGCAAAAAACUAGGGCCAUCAUAGUGGCUGAUAGAAAUAGCCAUAUGGCUGGCGCCAAGGUUCCCAAUGACAUUUACUUUGCCGUCUGCUACAAGUAUCGUGCAACCAUUACCACGUUAGAAGUUGAAUACAAUUCCAAGCCUUUUAGUUCUGGACAUAUUAAAGGCGAUAUGCUUACGAUGUUAUAUCAUUUCAACAGCUUGACUCAUUUAACGUUCAACAAUAAUUGUGAUGACCAGUUGACUACCUUGGAUAUCAUGGAUGCUUUUCCCCAUUUAGUAUCAUUAGACUACAAAAGCAAGUAUAUCAUUCCAGAAGUAAUUGUAAAGAAUAUUCUUGGUGGUGACACGAACCGCAAGAAAUUGAAUAGUAGCUUUAAAGAAUUGCAUUUGACGAUCCCAACUAUUUCAAUGCAUUAUGCUGAUUAUAUUAAAGACUAUGUCGCACCGCAUUUGGAUGUCCUGAAGCUGAAAAUUUGUAACAUGGAUAUAUUCGAUUGGGUCGAAAGAUUUGGACUUUAUAAUGCGGUGGGGUUUUUACGCAGUUUAAGCAAGGUUAAAACGGCUAGUAUCAUUUGGGAACCUCAGGAACACGAUGAUAGACUUAUUAAUACAAGCCCGGAAUCAAAAGCCACAGUUUUCUUUACAUUACUUAACGCAAUGAUAAGAAACGAAAAUAUGCACUGUCGAGCACACUAUAGUUACGAAAGUACACACAAAUCUUUAAGUGUAACUCCAGAUAACCACUUGUAUUUUGUUUACAGCCUGAAGGAAUCUGAAUAUUAUCUACCAUUGACGAAUCCAGACUUUGAACAAGGGUAUCCAGUAUCACUUCCUGUUCAAUUUGGAAAACCCAAUCGUUCCACUUCAUUUAUAGGACCAGAAGUCAUUAAUCAGAUCAAUGUAUUUCUAGACGACACACGUCCAAAUUUGCCGUUGGAGUUCUUGCGAUAUGUGUUGGUGAACUGCCCAAACCUCCAAAAGUUUUGGUGCGUCUUAGUUGGUGAUGAUAACCAUACAAUAUUACUCGAUUCCAAUCCUAAAAAGGGCAAUGACAUUGUAAAAGGCAUUCCAAACUCAAUAAAUAGCACACAAGCAAAUAUCAAUUUCGUCGCGACUGAAAACAUAGUCCCACCCAAAGAAAUGCUGUGUCUCAUUCAUCAAUACUUGCCUGCCGUAGAAAAACUGAUAUGUACUCUGGAUGAUUUGACUAACCCACCUGUUGAAUUGUUUGAAGUGGACCUGACAGCAUUUAUGUAUUUAAAGUCAGUUCGGCUGGAUGUUCAAUUGUUUGAUUGUGACAGACAAAAUACCGCAUUUCUGGAAAUACAGUACUUGGAUAAAGAUUGGGAAUACUACCGUCUGUGGGGAGAUAAUAUGACUUUGACUGUAACUAGAACUACUUUGGAACAUAUGAAUGAGCGGAUAAGUAUAAGAGAGUAUGGUGAUGUUGGAAAAGCUUUCAUCCAGUGCCGCAAGCAGGUCAAACUCGAACUGUUCUCUAACCGUUCAAGGACGACAGAAAUUUAUAACGGAAAAAUCAUUCCUAAAUAAUUAAACGCAAUGUCUUUUUAAAUGGAAGGAAUAACUUGAUUAUAAUGAUUUCGGUGUCCAAAAAAUUGAAUUUCUGGUAAACAUGUCGAAGUUACCGUUGGAAAUCCUACAUGCUGUAUACAGCCAUUUAAAUAAAAGAACUGUUUUUCAAUGUGCUUUGACUUGUAAAAGCUGAAAAAAAAGGCACGUUAACAUUUUUAUACAAGGACUUGUCUAUCAAAUUCGAUG